CAUUUUAUCGUCAGCGUCAACAAUUGACGCUUUAGCUAUCUGGAAGUCUGUGAAAGAACUGGCUUUUUAUAGGGAGUUAAUCAGAAACUUUCUGGAAUGGCCUCUUUGUUUGAUGAGAGCACCUUUACAGAUACUGAUGUAAUCAUCAAAGAUGGAGAUGAUGUUAUAUUUAAGGAAGAAACUCUUGCCGAAGUGGAGCCACAACCUUACCUCAAUACGAGUGAAGACAGCAACGGUACCGGUACCAAAGAUCAGGAGUAUACAGUCCAAGAAGCUGUGGACGCCAUGGGCUUUGGAUGGUUCCAGGUUAAGAUUUCUUUCAUCGUCGGCUUUAACUGGAUGGCAGAUGCAUUUGAAAUCAUGCUAUUGAGUGUCCUCUCUGACAAGCUCCGAUGUGAAUGGGACCUGUAUCCAUAUCAACAGGCCCUUCUCACGACCUUCGUCUUCACCGGGUACUUCAUCGGGGCACCUCUCUGGGGGAUGAUGGGUGAUAAGUUUGGACGGAAAAAGACUCUUGCUCUGUGUUCCUUCUACAUCUUCUACUUUGGAUUCCUGAGCUCCUUCUCACCCAACCUGAUCUGGCUGCUCAUCCUGAGAGGGCUUCUGGGUGCAUCAUUGGGCGGAACGUCUCAGUCUGUGAUUAUUUGUGCAGAGUUUCUCCCGUCCAAGAGCAGAGGAUUGUGUCUUGUAUGUCUGGAGGCGUUCUGGGUUAUAGGUGUUUGCCUUGAGAUCACCUUAGCUAUGGUCGUCAUGCCAACGCUAGGCUGGCGGUACCUUCUCAUCUUCUCAUCGUUCCCUCUAGUCAUCUUUGUGGUUCUGGUCACAUUUCUACCAGAGAGCGCGUCUUACCAGCAAGCAUCGGGAAAUUGGAGUGGUGCCAUGGCAACCCUAGAAGACAUCUCCAGGACAAACAAGAAACCACUGCCACCCGGAAAGCUGAAGAGAAAUGCUGAACUUAAACCCAAAGGAUCCAUUCGAGAACUGUUUAGUACAAAGUUAUUAGCUAUGACUACCGUUAUUCUGAUCAAUUUAUGGUUUUGUAAUGCGUUCCUCUAUUAUGGGAAUGUCCUUCUCUCUGCUGAGUUAUUUUCGUCUGGGGUAACGUCAUGUGUUUCUACCGGUAAUAAUUCUACAACAGAACUGGAAUGCUUUUCUGCUUGUAAGUCUCUUGAUACACAGGGAUAUGUCGGCCUUCUUGUAUCAUCGUUGGGCGAAAUUCCAGGUAUUCUUUUGACCCUGUUUAUGAUUGAUACUGCGGGUAGGAAACUGACCAUGGGGCUUGAGAUGCUGGUCUGUGCUGUCUUCUCAUUUCUGCUUCUGAUGUGUGUUGACGGAAUUCCCCAGAUGAUCUUUAUCUUUGUUAUUCGAGGAAUGAUUUCCGGAGCAUUCCAGGCCUUGUAUGUCUACACACCAGAGGUCUUCCCUACCAAUGUGAGAUCAGUCGGCCUGGGGUGGUGUGUAGCUUUCUCAAAACUGGGUUCCAUUGUGACCCCUUUCGUAGCUCAGGUUUUGAUCAAGCAAUCUGUGUUCAUGACAUUUUGUGUGUAUGGUGGCUGCGCGGUCUUCGCUAGCCUGUUAGCUUUCAUCCUCCCCGUAGAAACAAAAGGACGCACCCUCAAGUAGAUGAUGGAGAUGGUUCCGCUGGGAUGAGAAAUAGUCAUGGCUCCACCUCCAUGGCUCCACCUCCUCCUAUUGGAGAAGAAAGAACCUUGAAAGAAAUACCUCAUUUAGGACUAGUGAAAACAAAAUCAUUGACCAGGUCUUGAUCAAGCAAUCAGUUGUAAUGACAUUUUGUGUGUACGGUGCUUUCACAGUCUUGGCCAGUCCAUAGACACAAAAGGAUGCAUCCUUUAUUAGAUGAUGGAGGUGGCUCUACCUCCUCCUAUAAGGGAAGA
Strongylocentrotus purpuratus (purple sea urchin) is the source of this 1895-nucleotide messenger RNA. RefSeq names its product synaptic vesicle 2-related protein. Gene Ontology annotation, cellular component: membrane. The record is from RefSeq and is a predicted model, not a curated record. The coding region runs from base 97 to 1623 and encodes 508 amino acids. Gene Ontology annotation, molecular function: transmembrane transporter activity. Gene Ontology annotation, biological process: transmembrane transport. Lineage: Eukaryota; Metazoa; Echinodermata; Echinoidea; Camarodonta; Strongylocentrotidae. The transcript is spliced from 14 exons.